AAGCCAUAACCCUAAAACUUAUAGUCUCAUUCACUUCUUCUUCGUUUUUCACUCGACCCUUGAGAGAGAGGCUCUCAGCACCACUACCCCUCACCAUCUGCACAACAACUUCUUCUUCUUUCUCCAUCCUCCAUAAUCAUCUAGGAGUUGCAGGAUUCUUCUUUUUCUUCAACAAUGGUAAAGACAGGGGAUGAAGUAAUCAGUCAAGAGAUGACCCAGCUGAUGACUGAUGUUUUAUAUGCUGCACCACCUUCAACAUUGUUAGAGGAGGCUGAAUUACUAAAAAAGUGCAAACGGGCUAUCGAUGCUGUGCACAAACUCGAGAUAGCACUUUCCUGGCAGGUAUGCUUUGCCUAUAUUCACAAAAGAAUGAGACGGCCUCUAGAGGAACAAAAGCUCGUGAAACUCGCGAUGGAUGUUGCUGAUAAAUUGGCCAAAGAUCCAGAUGAUGCUUUCAAUGGAUUAGUGCAUUAUCUUUUUAACUGUAUAGGUUAUGGUGUUGAUGUCUUAGCUGCUUGCUAUACACGGCUUCUUAAAGAGAAAGAGGAAGAGAAGAAAAAGAAAGAGAAAGACAAGGUUAAUGAGACAGAGAAUGAGAAAGACAAGGACAUUGAGCUCCUGUUAUUGCGUCUCUUCAGAUGUAAUGUCUAUGAAUGUGAUUACCCUGCGCAGCGAAAGACGGCAGGCAUAUUGCAUAGGAUUUCCCAAACAAAUGAAGAAUUAGCGUAGUAUAGACUCUGGGAGGCUUGUAGUUAUAUCCAACAGGUACCAAGAGAGGUGGCACUACUUAAACCUCAUGAGAGAACAAGACAGUUGGAAUCAACAGAUAAGUCACUACUUAAACUAGCAAAAGCCUGUUUUGAAGAGUCGUCUAAGAAAAUUGAACUGAAGGAACCGGAUGGUAUACUCCUCUAUAGUUCACUCAUCUUCUGAAACAUAUUUAAUCAAUGCCACUUAUGCAAAUGGCUGUUGAAUUCUUUUGCAGCCCUUCUCUUCAUUUCGAUGCUAGAAAAUCUGGAGGAAUAUGGUGAUGCGCUUAAAAUCCUCAAAAAGUUGCCGCCUAAAGAUGAGAUGCAACGCAUAAAGGGACGGCUUCUUGCUCUUCAAAAGAAUUAUUCUGAUGCUACUGCGGUCUUUCAGGGGUUACUCGAGAAGGGACUAUCUGGACAGUUUGUUGGAGGAUGCCAGCAGGUGGUCUACUAGGACCGGAGAUGGUCAAGCUCUUCCAAGACCUUUGUCUAGAGACAAGUUAGAAACUGCAUCCGCUUUUGUGAAAAAAUUGCAGCAGUCGACUGUCCCUUACUGGGCAGAUAUCAAAAUUGAGUUCAGGAAAUCAUUGCUCGACGGGGGUAUUAGGCAUGAGGGGAUGCAGUUGCCUAUUUGCAAGUACUUUGACAGAUUCGGUCACUUGCCUACCUUCAUCUCUGAUAUUGAGAAGUUCCUCGAAGUCUUGGUCCUGGAAGAAAGGAGAACAUUAUGUGGGUGUCUUCAAACAUAUCUUGGGGAGGAUAAUGACGAGUCGCGUAGUAUUCUGAAAAGGAUUACCUUCUCUGGCAUUGAAGAAUGGUUUGGGUUCCCGUUUGAGUUAUCUAUCAAGGAUAUUGCAACAAGAAAUUUAAAGAUAGGACAUACGUAUGUUAAAAAUCUUCAAUACAAAGAGUACCUGGAUUUCAGGGAGGGACAAGAUCUCUACAUGGCAUGUAAUGCGCUGGUGCAGUUGUUCUGGCGCACCAAGAAUGUUGGUUACCUGGUGGAAGCAAUCAUGGUUCUGGAAUUCGGCUCGAAGAACCACAGAUCCUGUUGGCAGUUCACAACUUCAUUGAUGCACUGAUACACUUACAUCGGCGCGCUACCUUUGGCCCUUGAAAGGUACCAAGCCCUGAAUGUAAAUAACAUCCUAUGGGAAACAUUCUGGGAGCAUAUAGUGCCAGGAAUGUUGGCGUCGCCACAUUUGGAAGAUUUAGGUGGCCUCUUACGCCUUUAUUCAGGUUUUAUGGAUCACCAUCUUUCUGAUGUACGGGAACGCACCUUUAACGCGUACGCCACUGGUGAUCACGCACUUGCAAUCAAGUUGGGUUAUUUUACGAGGCGGCUUAAGACAUCUCAUCAGUAUGUGAUAUCAGAAGUUGAAAGCAUGGUAUUAGAGGUGAAGCA
Messenger RNA from Papaver somniferum (opium poppy), 2154 nucleotides. Its product is annotated as N-terminal acetyltransferase B complex auxiliary subunit NAA25-like. Lineage: Eukaryota; Viridiplantae; Streptophyta; Magnoliopsida; Ranunculales; Papaveraceae. Bases 1121 to 1831 code for a protein of 236 amino acids. The transcript has 14 exons. The record is from RefSeq and is a predicted model, not a curated record.